AAAUGGAAAAAGAAGAGGCGAAAAAGGAAACAACAACUACUGAACAUGAAACUACAGGCUGCGGACCAUUCAACGUAACGUAUUCUGAGUCUGCUCCAAGUUUUAUAGUUUCGGAAACGUCUUCGUUUUAUAGCACUGGGUGCAAAAUAAGUGGCAAUUGUUGGACAAGAAAACAGUGUUAUGAUUGUCUUGAAGGCCCUAACAGAGAUAGAGUCGGGAAUCUCAACCAUAUACCUGUGUGCUGUCCAGACUGUGCGAGAUACGGACUUUCGCUGUCAUGGUCCAGCUGUAACUGUAAUAACCGCGGACUCUGAGCUUACAGAUGUUUUUAGAAAGAACAGCAGUGCCAAAGGCUCUUGUGAUAAUAUAUCUUUAAGCGCAUUUGUGACGAACAAUAGCAUAUAAAUUCAAAUUUAUCAUAUGAAUAAAAUGUUCAUUUUGUAUCCAUAAGCUAAAAUAUUUAAAUAUUAUUUUUGAUUUGUACUUAAAUUAAAUUUCUUGUAUACA
This is a messenger RNA of Mercenaria mercenaria, 507 nucleotides long. RefSeq lists its product as uncharacterized. Bases 3 to 314 code for a protein of 103 amino acids. Lineage: Eukaryota; Metazoa; Mollusca; Bivalvia; Venerida; Veneridae. The record is from RefSeq and is a predicted model, not a curated record. The transcript is spliced from 4 exons.